This is a messenger RNA of Pocillopora meandrina, 2199 nucleotides long. The record is from the annotation of a GenBank genome assembly. Lineage: Eukaryota; Metazoa; Cnidaria; Anthozoa; Scleractinia; Pocilloporidae.
AUGAAGGCAAUUCUAGCUUUGUUGUUUCUCGCAGCAAUUUCCGUCCUUGUUCAAGCAGAAUGGGCGUCGGAAUUCCACCCUCAGGCCAUGUUGGAGUACGUCAGGGGAGAAGACCAUGAAAUGAAGAGGCAGCUUUACCAUUUGGUGAAGAUGGACAAUGGCUUCGAGACAAGCUUCAAGCGCGAGUUUCAGCCGAGCAUCAGGCCAAGCAUUAAACCAGGCUUGUUAAGAGUAAGUAUAGAAUCACACCCAACACAGUGGUCAAACGUCGGGCAUGAGUUAAGAGAUCAAUUUUUGCCAGCUGCGCGCCAAUUUCACGCCAAAUAUUUCAUUGAAAAAUGUUAUAAACAACUCCUAACAGGCAAGAUUUGUGAAAAUAAAUUGAAAUCAUAGAAACUUAGGUAAAAAAAGACAAAAAUACGGAAAACGAAAACUCUACCCUUCUCUUUAUACGGUUUUAAAACAAGUCACUGGCUUAAGCGUUCGUUUAAACCUCGACAUGACUACAUAAGACUUAGUUCUAGCAGUCUGACAGCAGCUAUUACAACUUUCGCAGCUGCGCAAAUGUUUGACGUAUGUGUUAUCGCGGCUAUGAAGAGAGGAUGAGGUAAGCUCAAAUAAAAAGUAGGCAAAGAUAGAUGUUCAAUUCGUUUAUUGUGAGAUUGAAACAAAGAGAACCAAGCCUGUCCCAGACAGUCAGUUUAGGGCACGAGCCAAAACGAGUGGCGGUUCGCGAGAGAUUAAUGUGAGUUAAGAGUAUGGCAAAACGUACAAAGAGAUCUGAGUUCCCGAUUUCGACCGAUCUGCGAUCCAGUACUACGCCACAGAAUGCUCGAAGAGAUGAGGUUGUUCCCUUAAAUUACAUUCACUUGAUCUAAUUUUGAUUAAUUUUGUUGGAUUGAAGUGUGUUGUGCAGUUCAAGAGUUGUAAGAAUGCAGCAAACAGCGCCUGUGAGGAAUUGGGAUGUCUCAAGCAAUUUGGCUUGUGUCUCAAAAGUGCAGACUACGAACCUUCCGAGGAAGAGGUACGUUCUUGUUCCUUUUUAUAUUUUUCUUUCACUCUCUCGUUAAUUUUCCCUCUCUUUACCCGGUUCUUGAAACAUUGCAAGGAAACAGAGAUUCAAGCGGGUUAGUGUUGGGAGUUAUUUCCAAAUUGAGUCUGUUUACAAGUUUUUCUCGCGUUCUCCCAACUUCCAGCGUGAGAUCACGUUGUAAAAACCCUGAAAAACAUUCCCUGUUGCUUAAUAAGAUGUUUAACUCUUUGCUUGUCUUUAACUUCAAUUCCCUGCCCUCCCCUCCCUUAAUAUCAUUUCAGUUAUUUCAAAGGCCCUUACUAGGGUCACUCAAUUUUCAAGAUCCCCUCAUUUUCAUACCCAGGAGGCAAACCACUCUUUCCCCCCUCCAAACCCAGCGAUAAUCAAUGAAUGGUCUCCCACUGAUGUAGAUCCAGAUUAGUAAAAACUUAGAAUGUUAACUUUUCUCUAUGAUUGGUCCUUAAAAAUCGUGCCAUCCUCUCAACCAAUCAGAUGCAAAACUAAAGCAAAAGCGACUUGGUCAAUGGCGAUUUUCUGCGCUUAAAGCGGUUUGCUUUUUUUCACUUUGAGUCUAGUCAUUGGUUAAUCAUAAUGUAAACCUUCGCUCUGAUUGAUCCCUUAUAUUAUUUUGUUUUCAAUUUUCGAUGCUAUUUAUGCUAGUAAAUACAUUGAGGGCUGACUAUUUUCUAUUCUGCUUCGUCCUAUACAGAAAAAGUGUUUUCCCAUCAUCCCUUGUUGUAUGAUGAUCAGCAAAUCGUGCGAGGAAAAGCUUUGCUGUGUGACACGAUUUGGGGAAUGCGUAUACAAAUUGCACAUUGGAAAAUUGCAGUAAAGAAAAACGACCCCUUGUCUUGGAAACAGGAAAAAUCUAACAAAGCCUGCAAAUUAAUUGUAGUUUAUAUCGAUAUCAUGUUGCCAUCAUGUAACAAGUGUAACAUUAAAAGAGCCUGAUUGUUAUAAAAAUGUGUCAUUAUGAAUGAUUUAUGGGAUUCCUAGUUCGUUCUGGGUGAGAUAGUAGCUCUCUGGACAGAAGUAUUAAGCGAAAACAACCUUAAAAUGUGUCAGAGCUCAAAAGUCUGAGGCUACGUAAAGUAGUUAAGUCACGUUUAUUGAGUUUUUCAUUUGCUGAGUUAUCGGUUCUCGACGCGGAGAUUUUCUGUUUAUCC